AUGCCUCCCUUGCGAGCCAACCACGGCUUUCCGUCCAAGAUAGGUCUACUGUUCGCCAUAGCUCUGUCGUUGCCACGCCUCGCCGCCGAAUACCUACAGAAGAAUAUCACAGAUGUCACCGGUUAUAAGCUUGCACCGGGUGUACACUCUGUUCCUGCACCCGUGAGAGUCGCGCCCGAUCAAGAUUGGACAGGCAUCGAUGGCUCGUGGAAUACAUUCAGUUUGUUCGUAGGCGAACCGCGCCAGAAUGUGCGGGUGCUUGUAUCGACUGCAAGUCAACAAAUAUGGGCUAUCAGUCGCCUAGCCUGCGUUUCAAAUAUCACGAGUCCGAUCGUCGGACAGGUCAUGCAGCAGAACGUUCUGAAUCCUCAAUGUGAGAACAGCCGUGGCUUUCUGUUCAACGUCACCGAAUCCUUGACGUGGGCGGAGAAGGGUUAUUAUCAACUCUGGGUAGAGAAGGCGAUCGGCCUCGCUGGAAAUGGGCUAUAUGGCUUCGAUACCGUUGCCAUGGGUUUUCCAGGAGAGGAGGGGCCAUCCACGAUGAACAGUACAAUAGGCACCUUGGUUUCAUCGAAUUUCUGGCUUGGGCACAUUGGAGUGCACCAUAAACCCACCAACUUUUCUGCGUCCGAGGCACCUAUUCCAAGCUACAUGAUGAAUCUCUUCGAUCAAGGCAGCAUCCCUAGCAAAUCAUUCGGCUACACAGCAGGUGCUCAGUACCAUGGACGGAUGGUUUUGGGCAGCCUCACACUUGGUGGCUAUGAUGCUUCUCGAUUUGUUACUAAUGACCUCAGUUUCAUCUUCGAACCCGAUAAUGAGCGUGAUCUUGUUGUCGGGGUUGUUGGCCUCUCAGCAAACACCACCACGCAAUUCAACAUUGAUCUGCUGAUGCGAAGCGAGCUGAACAUGUUCAUUGAUUCAACGGUAGCCGAGCUGUGGUUGCCUCCCAAGGUCUGCCAGGCUUUUGAAGAUGCUCUUGGACUCGAAUAUGAUGCCCGUACUGAUCUUUACCUCGUCAACGAUAGCUUGCAUGCGAAGCUUUUGGCACAGAACCCUAGCAUAACAUUCACACUGGGCCAACAGUUUCGCACCGACUCGACAGUGCAGAUUACGUUACCUUAUGCUGCCCUUGACUUAGUGGCAUCACCACCCUAUAGAGGAUUGCAAGAACAAACGAGGUACUUUCCUAUUAGAAGGGGCUACAUGGCCAAUCAGUGGAUUCUCGGGAGAACCUUCCUGCAGGAGGCUUACUUGACAGUGGACUGGGAACGCCAAAACUUUUCAGUAUCUGCGAUUGACUGGACAUUUGGAAAUUCGAUCGAUCUUAGGCCAAUUGUCGACACAAAGUACCUGGAGCAAGGUCCCGAUCUUUCCGAGAUGCCGGAACUCAGCUCUCGAGCCAUAAUCGGCAUAUCAACUGGCUUGGGACUUGUGGUCAUUGUGAUAUUGUUUGCGAUUGGUUUGUGUGUUUGGCGUCGUCGAAGGUAUAAACUGGAAGCGCGCACAUCACAGGAUAAGGCAACGGUCAUGGUUGCGGCAUCGAAGAAGGCCUCAAUUAAGUCAUGGGAAGGAUCUCCAACUUCUGCCCAUUCGGAAGACGAAAAAUCGACAACCGUCUUUCCCAAGGCAGAGUUACCUGGUAUUUCCACUCUCUGCCAUGAAUUGAGCAACAGAGAAAAGGAGUCGUCGUUGGCAAUCCAUGAGAUUGAUAGUAUCGAGUGCCCAGUGUACGAGAUGCCAGCAGGUGUUCCAGCGCCCCAAGAAGCAGGUGGCCGCCAGCUUUCAGAAAAGGAGAUCCUAAUGGUGCGGGAGCAGAUAUACAAUGGAGUUGAUGCGAGCCAUCCGCCUGUCGUGUCCCCAAACUUGGAAGAUACGCGUCCACGGCCCGCACUUGUAUCUCCAGCAGAAGUGACGACGCUGCACGGUGGAUUGACAAGCCACAGUACUGUGUCACCCAUAAUGCCACGAAGACCAAGAGACGGUGCUUUGCUAGAGGCUUCGGAUACUUACUUCCUGUCGGCAGCCCAUCCGCUUCGAGGCUACAGAAGAACGGAGACCGAAGACGGACUUCUCUCUCCCCUAUCUGGGAUGGAAGAGUCGACAGAGGAGUCUCGACAAAGAUUCUCUUACGAAUCGUGA
Molecule: messenger RNA, 2139 nt
Organism: Plenodomus lingam JN3
Lineage: Eukaryota; Fungi; Ascomycota; Dothideomycetes; Pleosporales; Leptosphaeriaceae
Source: RefSeq, a predicted model, not a curated record